GAGAGCGAAAUCGAACCGAAACGUUUCGAAAAUUUCUCUUGCAUAAUAAAAGGGAGAGAGAGAGAUAGAGAGAGAGGGAAAGCAGAUUGCAGAGAGCAGAAGAGGUGCCUCUUACUCGUUAUACACCGUUACGAGUUCGACCCUCUUCAUUCUCUUCGUUCUCUUCAUUCAUAUUCUCGUAGCCACAACACGUAAUAGCUGCGCCUCUGGAACCGUAGAUGGAAGAGAGUUUCGUUUGCCAGUGGAGCGAUAUCAGAUCUCUCUUGUCCAUCCUUCAGUGGUGGGCUUUCAAUGUCACCGUAAUCAUCGUCAACAAGUGGAUCUUCCAGAAAUUGGAUUUCAAGUUUCCCCUAUCAGUUUCAUGCGUCCACUUUAUCUGUUCAGCCAUUGGGGGAUAUGUGGUAAUAAAGGUGCUGAAACUUAAGCCACUGAUAACUGUUGACCCUGAAGAUCGCUGGCGAAGAAUCUUUCCAAUGUCAUUCGUGUUCUGUAUUAACAUCGUGUUAGGGAAUGUGAGCCUACGAUACAUUCCAGUUUCUUUUAUGCAGACAAUAAAGUCAUUCACACCUGCCACCACAGUUGUUUUGCAAUGGCUAGUGUGGAGGAAGUAUUUUGACUGGCGUAUUUGGGCUUCUCUUGUACCCAUUGUUGGAGGGAUUCUUCUGACAUCUGUAACAGAGCUUAGUUUUAACAUGUUUGGAUUUUGUGCUGCAUUAUUUGGCUGUCUGGCUACUUCUACAAAGACUAUUCUUGCAGAAUCUCUUCUGCAUGGAUACAAAUUUGACAGCAUAAACACAGUUUAUUACAUGGCACCUUUAGCAACCAUGAUCUUGGCGCUUCCUGCACUGUUACUUGAAGGCAAUGGAAUCCUUGAAUGGUUUGGUACCCAUCCAUAUCCUUGGUCGGCUCUCAUCAUUAUUUUUAGCUCCGGGGUGUUGGCUUUCUGUCUUAACUUCUCAAUUUUUUACGUGAUUCACUCCACCACUGCUGUAACAUUUAAUGUUGCCGGAAAUCUUAAGGUUGCAGUCGCUGUCCUUGUUUCUUGGCUGAUAUUUAGAAACCCAAUUUCAUAUUUAAAUUCUGUUGGAUGUGCCGUGACUCUUGUGGGCUGUACAUUCUAUGGUUAUGUGAGGCACAUGCUCUCCCAACAGCCAGCAGUCCCUGGAACUCCUCGGACCCCCAGGACUCCAAGGACCCCCCGGAGUAAGAUGGAGUUGCUUCCUCUUGUAAAUGAUAAAUUAGAAGAUAAGGUCUAGUAGUUUCUUUAGCUACGCAUGAAAGUUGUGUUUCAGCCUUUUUUUAAAGGCAGUAAUAGCAAUAGGUACGAAUACACUAAAAUGACUACCCGUUAUUUAUUGUUAGAUUACCCAAAAUUAUUAAUACAAGUUUCUUUCGUUUUUCUUCUA
Messenger RNA from Vigna umbellata (rice bean), 1406 nucleotides. RefSeq names its product UDP-galactose transporter 1. The record is from RefSeq and is a predicted model, not a curated record. NCBI's taxonomy places the organism in Eukaryota, Viridiplantae, Streptophyta, Magnoliopsida, Fabales, Fabaceae.